Anneissia japonica is the source of this 1954-nucleotide messenger RNA. Its product is annotated as protein rolling stone-like. The transcript is spliced from 3 exons. Bases 478 to 1515 code for a protein of 345 amino acids. The record is from RefSeq and is a predicted model, not a curated record. Gene Ontology annotation, cellular component: membrane. NCBI's taxonomy places the organism in Eukaryota, Metazoa, Echinodermata, Crinoidea, Comatulida, Comatulidae.
CCUGUAACCUCUCGCUAUUGAGGCGUGUCUUGCCGCUAAAACUGGAGCAUAUUCAUAGACAUGACUAUGUAGGCGUGUAUAUUUGUGUCACAAUCAUACAAUAAACCUACUAAAAUGAACUUUUUUAGCGGCAUAAUUACCUAUUACCAUUCAGCACAUUCUGACGUUUAUGGUUGCAUGAACAGAGAAAGGUUUCACGGUUGAGGAAUAAAGCAUAAAGAGACUCUAUUGUUGCAGCAGUCGCCGGUAACAAAAACUCCCAGAAAGCUUUAUGUUGAAACAGUUAUAUAGCUGGGAAGAUAUUCGGAGCGAUUGUAUAUAUCGUGGAGGAGUAGGUAAAAUAUUAAUUGAUUUAGUAUUACGAAUGAGUUUAGGGGGUUAAGUUGGUGAGGAACAGGGACUAAAGGAGUAUAGAUUUACUCGACUGUGGAGUUUGGAAGAAUAUCCGUUACGGUAGCUCUUGUGCCGGUUGGAACCAUGAGUUGUUGCAACGUUGCUUGCCAAGAUCUUGGCUUAAAUACAAAGGACAAUGAUGUAUUUACUAAAGCACAGCAUCCCUCCUGUUGCAACCGAUAUGUCUACAUCAUGUACCGGCUAUUUGUCGCCUUCUAUUACACUGGAUAUCUUGUCUUGUAUCUAGUAAGACAAAUGGACAACGUUGGCCUACGAUUGUUUGUAUACGUCUCCAAUUGGUCUAUAACAUUAUUCGCAGUAUACAACAUCAUAGCUAUGUUAAACAGUAUCAGAUUUUCAGUGUCUAAAACAGAAGAAGCCGAUGAAAAUGAAACCAGACACAACGCCUCAACUAGAAGUAAUGUCAGUGGUCCGGGAACCAUUGGCCGUCAGGUCAACGAGAGAAUAUUCAACCAGCCUCAUGCAUUUCAGCGCAUGACUGUAAAAAGACGCAGGAAGUACAAGACGCCGGCGAGCAAGAAAACACAGUGGCUUCUCUUCAACAUUUCAUGUAACAGUUCAUUCAUAAUUUCUGCAGUCUAUUGGAUUUCGGUGUAUGUUUUAGACUCUUAUAAUAAGCCAUCAGACGAAUUUGAGUAUGUAGACAUCAUCCACGUAACAGCCGUUCCAUCAGUUCUUUGUGUGAUUGAACUUUUACUGUUGGCAACGCCUGUUCACUUUGUACACUUUCAUUUUACAUGUUGGUUCGGGCUUUUGUACGUUUUCUUCAAUGUUGUUUACUGGUUGGCCGGCGGAACUAAUGACAAUGGCGAAACUUACAUCUACGAUCUUGCCAACUACGAUGACGACUUUUUGACGGCAAUCAUUGCAAUUGUAUGUCUCUUCGCUGCCGUUGUGAUUUCUCAGGGUUUUAUGUGGAUUAUAUACUGUUUGCGUAUGCUCACUUCUAAUGAAAAUCCCAUAGCUUGUCUGGACGAUACAGAAUCGGUGGAGGUUAAUGUUCCAAUUUAUGAGAACUUAGCUUUCGAAUCACCAUACGCAACCGUUAGCAACGUAAGCAGGCCAAGUAGCGGUGGUACAUGUGAACAUUGUGGAAGAUAAAAUUGUAGACAAUUUAUUCAUCUACAGUACACAAGUAUAAUCGAAGUGUAACUCAUCUUUAUUAACCUACAAUGCAAGCUUUCCUAUACUGUACUUAUAAUAUUUUCAGUGAAUUCUGAAAUAGAUUUGUAGACCACUGCGAUUAUUAUGCGUCUAUUAAUAAUUGGCGAGGAAAAUAUUCUAUGUGAGGCGCAAUGUAUAUGUUUUUUAAACUUUUGUGAUUAGUGUCUCCCUAGAUUACCGUAUUUUAUUUUAUUAACAGUGGUCCCUUUACAAGAAAAAGUCCUUAAAAACUGGGGACCGCUAGGUAUUUAUAUCUGUACUACAAUUAAUCAAUUACAUUUCUAGAGUUUUAAGCAAUUUUGGCAUAGAGCCUAUAUUGUAAGUAUCAUGUAUUAAAUGUAUUAAAGUACAAAGUCGAUAUAGUAAAACUAUUAAA